AUGUCUUCCAGCUCUUCAGCUAACUCCUCUUCUAACCAAAUCCGUCCGGAAGAUCGUCGCGAAUCCUCAGAACCGAGCUCUUCCUCUUCAAAUCCUCAUCUAUCGAACUCGUCUCGAGAAGAGAAUAGCCCUCCACAGUUAGUCCGAAAAAACUCAAAAUCAGCUGGUGCCAGUAGUAGCCGUUCUCGACCACGAGUCGAAGCGACCGAACAACCAGAAGCUCGUGAGACGGAUGCUCACGCUGGGUUGGACACCGAUAACGUCGAUCACGGGAUUGAGGAGAUCGAAGAGAUUGAAGGGGUCGAAGAAAUUGAGGAAAACAAUGACGAGGAGAACGUCACUGAAACAAGAGGUGCCGAAGACGAUCUCGAAGCGAUAAUUCACGCUUCACCACCUCUUCCGAAACGAAAAGUCGUUUGCCCCCACACCGUACCUUCUUCUUCUGUUUCUCCUGGCGCCGUUCGUGCCGUGCUUGAAGAAAACGGACUUGAAGACAAAGUUAUAUUUAUCGUCCCAGAAGCUGGAGAUCGGCCAUGGGACGUCCCCGAGGGCUUCAUCUGCAUCUAUCUGACGUAUUUUAUGCAGUGCGGGCUCUCCUUCCCAAUUCUUUCUCGCCUGCUCGGCUACUGCAAUCGUCGUGGUGUUGCUCUUACGCAGGUGAUGCCAGCUUCGAUAACGAACUACGUAGGGUUCGUAUCUCUUUGUGAUGAGCUCGGCAAGACUCCAACCAGUCGGCUUUUUGAGGACCUUUUCUCGGUUAACAUCCACAAAUCUAAGGAGUGGUUCUUCGCUGCAAACGCUAAGCCGAAGAAGAACAUCGUUACUGGACCGAAGCCCAGUAAAUUCAACGACUGGGAAUCUCUCUACUUUUAUCUGGAGAUGAACGAUCUCACCGUCGUCAUCUCCCGAGCAUUAUCCUUAACUCCGGACUUACCUCUGAGUUCGAAGAAGCCUUCAGUGAAGCCGGUAAGCGUCGUUGGCCUGAGGUUUGGGAAGAAAUUCUUCAGCGCCGAGCUAAGAAAGCAGAUUCUCAUUGCAGGUUCUGUUCGCGAACCAAAACCACGGAAGCCAAAAGCUCGAGCUAGCAAGCCUCGAGCCGCUCCUAAACGCAAAGCACCGAAGUCGCGAGCUCAACACACCCGAACCGCCAGGAUGCUCUCAAUAGACGAGAUCCCAACUCUCUUUGACACAGAGGAGCUAGACGUGGCAGAUCCGACCCCUGUCCCUGCUGCCGAAGGGACUAAUAAGCAGCCAGAGGAGGUGCUGCCUGCUGCGAACUCACCUAACCAAGCUGGUCAGAAGAAGACGAAGAAGAAGAAGUCUUCUAAAAAGAUUAAAAAGAUUGAAGACUCUUCUCGAGCACAGGACGCAGCUAUCGAGCUCGAGCCUCCUACAAUCGCGACGUCGGACCUCGCAAUUCCUCACGACCAGGCUGAAGCUUCUCACUCUCGGAAGAGGCAGAUGAGAGACCAAGCCGAAGGCUCUCCAGGACCGGAGCCAGCCAAAAGGACCAAGGUGUGCUUUGAUUACGACGAAGAGGGUCCUUUUGAGGAGAACGUCGACGCUUGCGCCGAUCUUUAUCACAAGAUCUCCUCUGAUGUGCCGAGUCUUCCGGCUAUCUCCGAGCUCCGGUUCCCCAACUUGUACAAGGGGAUUGCUCGCACAACUGCCGUGCUCGCCAGCCAGACCAACACUCUGGUUGCCACGUACGAGGUAGCUCUCUAUGACGAGCAAGUUAGGGUUGCUGAGCUCGAGGAAAGGGUCUCCAAAGCAGAAGAGCGCCUUGCCACCGAGCUCCAAAUCAACGACACUCUCCAUUCUUCAGUUGAUUUACUGAAGCAAGAGAGUGCUGAACUAAAAGCGGUGAGAAAGGAGCUCACCGAGGCCCAGAACAUGCUUGUUCAAGAGUUCGAGAGGGAUCGAGAGCGGCUGCGGGAUUUGGUAUCGCACUGGAAGAAUCGAGCUAAGAGCGUUCACGCGAAGGCCUGCGAGCGCUUAGAGAAAGUCAUCCGGAGCUUGGAUGAUGCUGACCGAGCUCGUAAGCCGUACCUAAUCUACAACCAGCUCACCGGAGUCCUCGUUUUAUCAAGCAGCUCAAAAAGAAGGGCUUGUAUGAGGUUCCACCCGAUAUGGUAG
Molecule: messenger RNA, 2136 nt
Organism: Eutrema salsugineum
Lineage: Eukaryota; Viridiplantae; Streptophyta; Magnoliopsida; Brassicales; Brassicaceae
Exons: 4
Coding region: 1-2136 (711 amino acids)
Source: RefSeq, a predicted model, not a curated record